AUGCGGUUCGUUUCUCGCAGUGGCUGCCUAAACACCGUUCCAUACAACAAACUGCGGCCGUCCUGUUGUGCCCGUCGCUCAUUUGUAAGGGUAGCCAACCCAGCGGAGGAACGUGGAACAACUCAGCGGUACCAAACACUUGGAGAGUACCUUCAGCGACUUCCACGGGGCCUGCGGGAUGUGCUGCUGUGGUCGCCUGCGAUCGCCGCUGCCUACUUCAUGUUUUACAAACAACCGACAUAUUACCUUCCCUCUGCUAGACGCCGGUUGCUGAGCCGCCCUGUCGCCUCAACACCGAAGUCUAAAGCCGAGAAAAGUCGGUCUGGGGGAGUGGUUUCUAUACGGUUGGAUGAUCCCUCCGGUGCUGUGGUGAAAGGCGUUGUGUUGGCAGUGUUGGAUGCAGAUGGCACAACGCUUGAGAGCUGCGUCAAUUCUGCUUCCUCCCCGUCCCCACCAGUGCCACCCUUUAUUGUGGGUAUUACAGAUUGUCUUAUGAGAUUGCAGAUGGUGAGAGAACCGGAAACCGGCAAGGUGAAGGGUUAUACACUUGUGUAG
Messenger RNA from Trypanosoma brucei brucei TREU927, 555 nucleotides. RefSeq lists its product as hypothetical. Lineage: Eukaryota; Euglenozoa; Kinetoplastea; Trypanosomatida; Trypanosomatidae. The transcript has a single exon. The record is from RefSeq and is a predicted model, not a curated record. Bases 1 to 555 code for a protein of 184 amino acids.